Gorilla gorilla gorilla (western lowland gorilla) is the source of this 1081-nucleotide messenger RNA. RefSeq lists its product as uncharacterized. Bases 1 to 345 code for a protein of 114 amino acids. The transcript has a single exon. NCBI's taxonomy places the organism in Eukaryota, Metazoa, Chordata, Mammalia, Primates, Hominidae. The record is from RefSeq and is a predicted model, not a curated record.
AUGGUUUCGUUGUGGGUGGAGGGUACUUUCCUGCCCCCUGGUUUCGGGCUUGCCCACGUGGCUUGCUCUGGCCAUGGAAUGAAGCAGAAACGAAAGCCUGCCAGUUCCGAGCCCACGCCGGAAGACGCCUUGGGCGGUUCCGCGGUCCCUGUGCGCUUCCACCUUCACCCAGAAGGACUUCUCUGGUGCAGCCGCUGCUUCUUCAGCCACGGCCCAGAAGGAUCGGAGCCCCCUGGCCGAUCCGCAGGUCUGCAGGGAGCCACAGAGCGCAGCGGCCGGCCCAGCGUUCAAGCCCAAGCACAGGCCUGCGAGAACCUUGUUCCAGCCACCGUUUGGGAUGGUUGAUUAGGACGCGUUGCAGUGGCGGUAGCUCACCAAUCCAGUGCGUGCACCCGCUCCUUUAUUAGGCUAUAGGGCCAGUGGCUCCCACAGGGACCUGAUACAACCGUGCGUUAAAUAAGGAGCUUACUGAGCUAUCAUGUCGUAAGCCGGUGGAGAAGUCCAGGGCUAGUGUGGGGGCUCCGGCGGGGGCUGGGGCCCCCAUCCGCAUGGAGCCUCCCCACGGUUCACAGGUCUCGGUCUUCGGAGCCUUCAGCCCCGUGAGCCCGAACAGUCCACAGGGCGGCGCCAGACCCUCUUCCCAACGCCACCCUCUGAAGCCUCGGCUCCAACCGGCUCCACUUCUGCUUCAGGCUCAGGAUUUUCACUCUUCUCUAAUGGGGGUGGCCCUCCCCUGAUCUUCUGAGUCGCAACAGCAUCUCCCUCCCUCCAGGACCUCAGAGCCAGAGCUGGGCGAGAGGCCCUGACCUCCGGGGUAGGGUGGCAGCAUCCCUGUGAAGGUGCGGUCCUGCCUCCCAUCCCCAGGCGCCUGGCCUCUCCCACCCUCAGCGCCCUGCUCACCGCCAGCUGAAGAUGCCAGGGCACCUCUGCUUCCUCCCUGCCCUCUCUGCAGUAUCACAGAGUGAGCAUAAAAGGGCUUAAUAUAGGCUUCACUGGUCGUGGUGGCUCGCGCCUGUGAACUCAGUAACUUGGGAGGCCAAGGCGGGAGGAUCACUUGAGGCCAGGAGUUCAAAACCAGCCU